This is a messenger RNA of Paramecium octaurelia, 276 nucleotides long. The record is from the annotation of a GenBank genome assembly. Lineage: Eukaryota; Ciliophora; Oligohymenophorea; Peniculida; Parameciidae.
AUGAUAGAAAAAGAAGAAGAACUUCAUUGUUCUUUAAAGCAUAAGAUUCCAAUCCUUAUGGUUGCUUUUGAUACAACUUUAAAGAGGAAUGAGAGAAUUUUAUGCUGUUAAUGCAUGGAAAAUCUUGGAUCAAAAGCCCAAUUAAUGAGUUUCAAAAAGUUUGUAGUGAUUAUAGAGGAAAAUCAAAAAUUAAAGUAUGAAUCAGUUGAGAAUGUGAUAAUGAUCAGAAUCAAAAGAAUUGAAGAACUUAACAAAAUCUUUUUCAUUAAAAUCUGA